GCAAAGGUACAGAUCAGUGUGUCAGCACCUAUUAUACCAUUCCGAGAGACAAUAACAAGACCUCCAAAAGUGGAUAUGGUAAAUGAAGAAAUAGGAAAACAGCAGAAAGUUGCUGUCAUACACCAAACAAAGGAGGACCAAAGUAAAAUUCCUGAAGGAAUUCAGGUCGAUUCAGAUGGGCUUGUUACAAUAUCUACACCAAAUAAACAAGCUACUCUCAGCGUAAGAGCAGUGCCACUUCCUGAGGAGGUAACUCGACUUCUUGAAGAAAACAGUGACUUAAUUCGAACUAUGGAGCAACUCAACACAUCUCUGAAUGAAGAUAAAAAAACCCACGAGAUAAAUCAGAAGACUCUUGAUAGGAUCAAGGAGUUCAAACAAAAGUUGGAGCAAAAUCUGCAGGGAAGAAAGUGGAGAAAUGCUGUUGAUCAGAUCUGGUCAUUUGGACCACGGAAGUGUGGGCCUAAUAUUUUGUUAUAUAAUUUUGAGGGCUAUAACAGGUCUGUGUGGCAGUGCCUUGGGAACGCUGUGAAAGAAGUAAGUAGAUACAGAGACUUUGACAACAGCAUAGUGAGUGGGUUUCAGCUGGCUACACUUUCCGGUCCCAUGUGUGAAGAACCCCUCAUGGGUGUUUGCUUUACAGUGGAAAAAUGGGAAAUGAAGGCUGGAGAGAUGCUGUCAACUAGUAGCCAGGACUCAGGGGAACGUGAUGCCUCAGAAGAUAAACAAGGGGAGGAUACUGCUCCAACAAGCAGUUGCACCGAUGAAGAAGUUUGCAGUGUGAACGAACACCAGGACAGCAGUCAGAGUCUUCCAAAAUCACCCGAGAGAAUUAGUAAACACAAGGGAGAGGUUUUACUUGCAGAUUGCUAUGGUCCCUUCUCUGGACAACUCAUUGCCACCAUGAAGGAAGCUUGUCGUUACGCUUUGCAAGCAAAACCACAGAGGCUUAUGGCAGCAAUGUACACGUGUGAAAUCAUGGCUACUGCAGAAGUUCUAGGUCGUGUGUAUGCUGUCUUGUCCAAAAGAGAAGGCAGAGUGUUACAAGAGGAGAUGAAAGAGGGGACGGACGUGUUUAUUAUUAAGGCAGUCCUGCCAGUAGCAGAAAGCUUUGGUUUUGCUGAUGAAAUCAGGAAGAGGACGAGUGGCCUGGCCAGUCCACAGCUGGUGUUCAGCCACUGGGAGAUCAUUUCCAGUGACCCAUUCUGGGUACCAACCACGGAGGAAGAGUAUUUGCACUUUGGGGAAAAGGCAGACUCAGAGAACCAGGCCCGCAAGUACAUGAAUGCAGUAAGAAAGCGAAAGGGACUUUAUGUAGAAGAAAAAAUCGUGGAGCAUGCUGAAAAGCAAAGAACUCUCAGUAGGAAUAAGUAGCUGUGUCUGCUUCCUUUCGCUCCUGACUCAGCUAAGUGCGGGUGGGUUAUUUUCUAUGCAGCAGAUUCAAAAUUUCAUCUGGACUUUGUUUUUUGACACCACUUUUGUUAUAUGCUGUAACGUCUGUGGCUUAUGUUUUAAUAAACCUAAGCCUUUCCAGCUUUUAUACAGAGAAAAUAGUUUAUUUAUUGAGAUAAAAUACAGGCAUAUUCAUUGCAUUUGGUCUCGAUUUUUAAAACUUACUGCCCUGUUGAACUUUCUACCACAGGAGUAGGAACUCCUAAUUUAAUUUCUUUCUUUCUGAUUUACCAGAUACAAUUACAGUUAGAACGGCUUAGCUGGUUUGUUGCAAAUAAACUGUGCACUGAAUUUAGCUCCUU
Molecule: messenger RNA, 1754 nt
Organism: Eurypyga helias (sunbittern)
Lineage: Eukaryota; Metazoa; Chordata; Aves; Eurypygiformes; Eurypygidae
Product: elongation factor Tu GTP-binding domain-containing protein 1-like
Exons: 3
Coding region: 76-1374 (432 amino acids)
Biological process (GO): cytosolic ribosome assembly
Cellular component (GO): cytosol; ribonucleoprotein complex
Molecular function (GO): GTPase activity; ribosome binding
Source: RefSeq, a predicted model, not a curated record